ACACACAUACACACACAUUUUUAAUACCAAUUGAAAUGUUACUUUAUUUUAUAUAUCAGCAAUCGGAAUCAUACAAGGAUACUUUUAUGGAUUUGAUUUCAAAAGGAAAAUUUGAAAACGAUGUAUCGAACACAUUAACCAUGAAGGAAGGAAAUAGUUCAUACACUUUUGAAUGUCCUGUUACGCCACACUGUGAAGACUACUAUGUCAUUCAGCACUAUAAAAUUAACACAAUUCAAAAUAUUCCGUCAGAUGAAAGAUGGAAACAUGCGGAAGCUAGUAUUAAAAUUCAUACAUCUAAUAGAGAUACAAAAGAUUCAAACAUUUCAAACAAAAUCAAUGAUGUUCUUCGAGAAAUAUUGGACCGGGUUUCAGCAGAUCAUAAGAAAAAAAUUAUCAAAAAUACUAAAAAGGAAAUUAAUCACAAUUUAAAUGUAUAAACUGUUUUAUUAAUAUUACAAAUUGUAAAC
Acyrthosiphon pisum (pea aphid) is the source of this 470-nucleotide messenger RNA. RefSeq lists its product as uncharacterized. The transcript is spliced from 2 exons. The record is from RefSeq and is a predicted model, not a curated record. Lineage: Eukaryota; Metazoa; Arthropoda; Insecta; Hemiptera; Aphididae. The coding region runs from base 36 to 440 and encodes 134 amino acids.